This is a messenger RNA of Diospyros lotus (date-plum), 1897 nucleotides long. RefSeq names its product trihelix transcription factor GTL2. The coding region runs from base 88 to 1743 and encodes 551 amino acids. NCBI's taxonomy places the organism in Eukaryota, Viridiplantae, Streptophyta, Magnoliopsida, Ericales, Ebenaceae. The transcript has 2 exons. The record is from RefSeq and is a predicted model, not a curated record.
AAAAGUGAGUGAGAGAGAGAGAGAGAGCUCUGAGAGCUAGCUGGCGAGUACCGCAGAGAGGCGAAUUUGCUAGCUACCAACAUCAACAUGUUUGAUGGAGUCCCCGCCGAGCAGUUCUACCAAUUCAUAGCCAGCUCGUCUUCUCCUCAGCCGCCGCCGCCGCCGCCGACGUCUUCUCCUGUUCCUCUCCCCUUCCCGCUUCUUCACGCCUCGCCGUCCGCCUUCCCGGCCGGCUUCGACGAUCCAGUUCCCUUCUCACCGGUGCUCCAGUUGCAGCAGCAGCCCAAUGCCCACCUCCUUCCCCAAUUGCACCACCAUGAAGAUAAACAAUCAAACGCCUUGCUCCAGACAGGUUUCCAGCUCCAAAGCUCGAGAUCCAUAUCGGAGCAAAUCCGGCCGUGGUCUCACGAUGAGGUUCUUGCGCUGUUGAGGAUCCGAUCCGCCAUGGAGAGAUGGUUUCCUGAUUUCACCUGGGAACAUGUUUCUGGGAAACUUGCAGAGGUUGGGUUUAAAAGAAGCGCUGAGACGUGCAAGGAGAAAUUUGCAGAGGAGAGCAGGCAUUUCAGCAACAUGGCGGGCUACAGCAAAAGCUACAGGUUUCUCAGCGAGCUUGAAGAGCUUUGCCAUGGCGAGAACGUCAACCCUCAUGCGUUGACCGAGAAAGCCCAGAUUAAUAUUGUGGAGAAGUUUAAGCUUCCAGCCGAAGAAGUGGACCAGGAAGUGGCGCAUGUUAGCGUGGAAGGAGACUCGAGAAACGAAGUGGAAAACGAGUGGAAACACAGAGAGAAGAAGCGAAAGAGGCGGCGGAAGUUGGAGAGGUUGAAGGGCUUCUGCGAGGAGAUUGUGAACCAGAUGAUAGCUCGGCAGGAAGAAUUGCACAAGAAGGUGAUUGAGGAGAUGAUGAAGAAAGAUGAAGAGGAGAUUGCGAGAGAGGAAGCUCGGAAGCAGCAGGAGAUGGAGAGGAUGAACAAGGAGAUUGAAACCAGAGCGCAAGAACGAGCCAUUGCCGGCGAUAGGCAGAUCAAACUCAUCGAGUUCUUGAACAAGCUUCUUCUUGGAUCGCAUUCCAAUUCCAUCGACGUCGACCUAAUCUCUGAAAACCUCGCCAAUGUCUCGAGUGCUUCGUUUUCCUCCACUUCGUCUUCUCUAAUUCAGCCUCAAAACCCUAAUGUAACAUCAACCUCACUCACUGCCGACCCAAACCCUAAUCUCCAGGCAAAUGUGCAAUCCACUUCCUCGAGCGACGAAUGCCUAAACACUAGGCCCGCCAUUGCAGGAAACCGGCAAGAAAUAGUAGUAACUCCAUCUUCUUCGCCUCCGAAUAUCGAUCAGAACCUUGAUUCAACUGAGAACGAAAGAUCAGAAGGCAAUGGCAAGAGGUGGCCGAGAGAAGAAGUGUUUGCGUUGAUCAACAUACGGUGCAACCUGCUCAGCAGCGGUGGCGAUCAAGAUGCAAAGGAAGAAGCGAAGGGCGGCGGCGGCGGCGGCGGGGGGCCUCCUCUUUGGGAGAGAAUCUCGCAGAAGAUGAUGGAGAUGGGAUACAAGAGAAGCGCGAAGAGGUGCAAGGAGAAGUGGGAGAACAUGAAUAAGUAUUUCAGAAAGACAAAGGAUGUGAACAAGAAGAGGUCGCCCGGAUCCAGGACCUGCCCUUACUUCCACCACCUCAACAGUUUGUACAGUCAAGCAAAACAGCUUGACUCCCCGGAAAACCACCCGCCACCGCCGGAAACCCGCCUCGAGUAGUUAAGGUAUGUAGCGGCGAGAGCACGCGACGUCGCAAGAAUUGCUGGCUUCAAGUUCUAGAUACAUGCUUUGCUUGCGGGUUUGGUUUUGGAGAGUUUACUUCUUCGUUUUUGCGCUUUGCCUGGCAUGGCCAAUUGAGAGUACCUUAUUGACA